AUGCAAUCAGGUCAUCCUAGUCAACCUCGACUAUCCAUUUUCUAUGGGGAAAGUGCCACUAAAGGUGAAGCAGAUUAUGACCAGUGGUGCUACGAAGUAAAAAGUUUAUUGCAUGAUGAGAUCUAUAAAGAGGAAGUUAUUAUGCAAGCAAUUAGAAGGUCAGUCAGAGGUGAAGCUAGCAGAAUCUUGAUGAGAUUGGAACCUGGUGUUAGAAUUAAGGCUGUUUUAGAGAAAUUUGAGAGUGUAUAUGGUACAGUUGAUACAAAAGAGGAAUUACUUGCAAAAUUUUACAGCGCUAAGCAAGAACAGACUGAAGAUGUUACUUCAUGGUCAUGUAGACUGGAAUACAUUUUAAGGAAACUUGUUAAACAAGGGUUGAUAGGGAGUUACGGAUCGGAUGAGAUGUUGAAGUCCAAAUUUUGGUCUGGUCUUCGACAAGAGUUGAAAGAUAUAUCUGGUUUCAAAUAUGAAAUGAUUGCAGAUUUUGACAAGUUGAGAGUAGAACUGAGAAAAAUUGAGAGAGAACAUAAAGUCCCAGUAGCAGAAAAAGGGUCUAGGAAAGCAUUAAAUGCUCAACAGAGUGUGACUGACAGUGCAAGUACUAGCAAAGAUUCAGAAGUAUCCGAGCUCAAGUAUUUAGUACAGGAUAUGUCGAUGACGAUGAAAGCUAUGGGUAAGGAGAUUUCAGAUCUUAAACAACAAACAUAUCACCACCAACCAAAUAGAAACAAGUCUUCAGGAAGAGGUCGAUCUAGGAAUAAGCAGAAUUACAAUUCAGAUUUCUCAAAAGAUUCUAAUCAGGACAGAGGGCAUGGUUCUGAGCAGAAUUUAGGACCUCAAUGUUAUAGAUGUAAGCAAUAUAGGCAUUUUAAAUGGCAGUGCACAGUCAGACUAGAUCAUUGA
Messenger RNA from Ostrea edulis (European flat oyster), 903 nucleotides. RefSeq lists its product as uncharacterized. The transcript has a single exon. The coding region runs from base 1 to 903 and encodes 300 amino acids. The record is from RefSeq and is a predicted model, not a curated record. NCBI's taxonomy places the organism in Eukaryota, Metazoa, Mollusca, Bivalvia, Ostreida, Ostreidae.